Molecule: messenger RNA, 4103 nt
Organism: Danio aesculapii
Lineage: Eukaryota; Metazoa; Chordata; Actinopteri; Cypriniformes; Danionidae
Gene: ntng1a
Product: netrin g1a
Exons: 8
Coding region: 1135-2772 (545 amino acids)
Molecular function (GO): cell-cell adhesion mediator activity
Source: RefSeq, a predicted model, not a curated record
GGAGUGUCCAAGUGCGUAAUCUUCCACAGCCAUCAUUUCCCGCCGAACGCUCGCUGUAUAUGCGCGUGAGGGAAUGCGCGGGAGGAUUUUCUUGGGGCGCGCGUUUAUAAUGCCUACCAUUCGUGUCUGAAACGUCGAGGAAAUUGUGAAAAAAUAUCGCAAAAAGAACUGUUUUUCGUUUAGAAGGAAGUCUCUUGUUUUUGGGAUAUAGGGCGGUUGAAAAUAGCCGUCAGGAGGAACCGAUACUUGGCUAUUGAAAGUUUAGUGGGGACGGUUAUUGGCUCUGAGGUGACUCACGAGAUUCACAGAAGAAAACACGAUGAAGAAGGAGAGAUUGUGGGAUUUGUGAGUUUAUUCUGUUUGGGAUACACGCAGAGGUUGAAUUUGUGCUCGUGUUAGUGGCUCUGGAAACAUUUCCUUUGAAGUUUACCUCUAAAAUUUUCCGCUUCGGUAACGUCUCGAGAGACGUGGCACGAGACUUAAAGAUUAGAUUGACGUGAGACACCUUUCAGUCGCUGUGUUUAGUCAGCCCGUUUAGUUCGGGUGGAGGUGGGGGAUUGCGUUUUUUCCCCGAACUCAUCACAUUAAGAUUAACAAACCGUCUUUAAGAGGAUCCUCUAUGGUCAUUCAUGAACUUGUUGAACACCCAGUCUUCAGCGGGACCCUUCACGUCGAGAGUGAAUCUCAUUAACAGUGCAGAUGCCAAGCUGCAACAGAGGAUGAUUGACAGAAGGCAAAGCUGAGACGGCUGUCAGUCAACAUUCAGCCAGAGAGUCGAUUCAUCAGAGUGUCAGAAGCCCUGCUCUCUCUCUCCGAUCAUUUCGCCUUCUCUGCCUCUACUUCUCUUAUCUCUGCCAGCACCCCCGACCCUACCUGCUGCCCUGCCUCUUCCCUGCAGAUGCAAUAAAGUCCAGAGGUGGAGAUAGAAGGAUCAGGCUUGACGACCUUACAGUGACCAACGGGACGCUGGCAUGCUUCCGCACCUCUUCUGGCCCACAUUCAGCAAAACUUGGAUUAUUUGGUAAACCAUCCCAUCUUUCUGUAUAUCUCUAGCUUUUGUGCAUCUUUGAGAGAAAAGGAGCAGGCAGAUACGCUUCAUCAAAGUGAAUUGACUAUUAGAUAAAGGAAGCCGCCAUGAUUUUCCCACUGUUCCUAACACUGCAAGCAUCAUGGCUGACGGUGUGUCAGGCCACGCAACACUACCCCGCAACCUGGGGACACUACGACUUGUGCAAAUCACAAGGCUACACGGAGGAAGGCCUGACCUGGUAUUAUAUGGCCUGUCAGCCCGAAGCCGCAGACAUGACCAAGUACCUAAAAGUCACUCUCGAUCCACCUAACAUCACCUGUGGAGACCCACCAGAGACCUACUGCACCUUGGAAAACCCCUAUAUGUGCAACAACGAGUGCGAUGCAGCCACAGACGAGCUGGCCCACCCUCCUGAGCUCAUGUUCGACAUUGUGGGCCGCAACCCCACGACAUUCUGGCAGUCCACAUCCUGGAAGAAAUACCCCAAACCUCUGGCAGUCAACAUAACCCUUUCAUGGAACAAGACUAUUGAGCUGACCGAUGACAUUGUCAUCACUUUUGAGUCAGGUCGGCCGGAGCAGAUGGUUUUAGAGAAGUCUCUGGACUAUGGACGUAGCUGGCAGCCCUACCAGUUCUAUGCUACCGACUGCCUCGACGCUUUCACUAUGGAGCCCAAGACCAUGAAAGACAUUACCCAGCAUACAUUGCUGGAUAUUAUCUGCACAGAGGAAUAUUCCAGAGGUUACGUGUGGAAGAACGACAAGACUGUGCGCUUUGAAAUCAGAGAUCGAUUCGCACUGUUCGCCGGGCCCAAGCUGCACAACAUGGCCUCGCUGUAUGGACAACUGGACACCACCAAGAACCUGAGAGACUUUUUCACCAUUACUGACCUGCGUAUACGUCUGCUCCGACCUGCCACGGGUGCCACUAUGGUGGAUGAGAACAACCUUUCCAGAUACUACUACGCCAUCUCUGACAUUAAAGUACAUGGCAGGUGCAAGUGCAACCUUCAUGCCAACAGCUGCAUCUAUGACAAAGAGAAACUGACUUGCGAGUGUGAGCACAACACCACGGGGCCCGACUGUGGCCGCUGUAAGAGGAAUUUUCAGGCCAGAGCUUGGAGUGCUGGAUCCUAUCUCCCAAUUCCCAAGGGCACAGCAAAUAUCUGUAUGGCAAAUUAUGCUGGUCCAGUUAACUGCGAAUGCUACAAUCACUCCAAUCGCUGCAGUUACAUCGAAGUGCUAAACGCCGUCAUUUGCGUGAGCUGUAAGCACAACACUAGAGGGCAGCACUGCCAUCUGUGCAAGCUUGGAUACUACCGCAAUGCCACAGCAAAGCCGGACGAUGAGAAUAUUUGCAUAGACUGUAAUUGUAAUCCCUUUGGCUCUGAGUCUGAUCGCUGUAAUGGCACAGGAUAUUGUAGAUGUAAGGAGGGAGCGACAGGGGCUAUGUGCCAUGAGUGUCUGCCAGGAUAUUUGUGGGACAAUGGCUGCAAAUCCCGGGUGUGUGACAGCGAACUUCUGCGUUGCCAAAAUGGCGGCGUGUGUGUGAACUACGUUCGUUGUCAGUGUCCUCCGGCAUACACCGGCCUGCUGUGCGAGAAACCGCGCUGUGAGAAAGAGCCGGGCGGCUGCGGAGGAUCAGACUCGGGCCAGGCGUCCCUCCACCCCCCUUCCCUGAUCCUGCUUUUGCUGCUGGGUGGCAUUUUCCUGACGGAGAUCUGCUGGAUCACUGUCCUCUGAGACGCAGAUCUCCGACUCUUCAGCUUCUUCUGUAUGAGCAGCGCACCAGACCCACCGACACUCGGCCGGCCAUGAGGAAUGUGCCCAAAUAUCAAAGCGAAAAUCCAGAGGAUGACAAUAAGUAAAUAAAUACAUCAAUAAAAAUAGUAUUUAUAAAUAUUGAUUCAAUAUAAAAAUCUAAAAGCAAAAAAAAAAUAAAAAAUCAAGGUGUUAUUUAUAGAAUUUACCUGAGCAUAUGCUUCAUGGAGCAAAUAAGAGGAAGUAGAGAUGUGAACUAAGCCAUAAUAGAUACUCACUCCCCUAAAAGAACAAGAGAGCAGCAGGUAUCAGAGUGGACAAGGCUCAUCGCUCUCCUCUCUUUAUUAUGAAGGGAACGGGAGCUUCGUUCAGCCAGCGGCAUGUACAAGUAAAGCCAGCUGCCGCCCCUCACCCUCUGAGCCAUUGUGGGUAUCAUGUUGGCUAUAGACUGCUUUCGGCUAUUGUGACACAGAACGAUGGAAACUGUCCGGAUUGUGUGCAAGAAAAAUACAUUAUUAGAUCGGUAAUAAUAAGAAGAUGGACUCGAGAAAAGAAGCAUUCUUUGCUGUCAGUGCGUUUUAAGGAUAUAAGGAAAUCAGACUGUCCCAUUUGAUCCGCUUUCAAGUCCCGCCAAAACACUCCUGAAUUUCACCUCGACCCCCACCUUCGGAAAUAAACUUUAGAGUGUCCUUUGUGUCAAGAGCCCCGUCCUUCCUCCACCCUGUGCUUUUGUGAAUGUUAUUCUGUAACCCUUGAUAUAUUUUUUUUCAAUAUUUUUUUAAGUUAUUCUUUCAGUCUGUGUGAUGUUAGUCACACCUCCUAUCCUCCGGAAAAUCUGAUUACAACCCAUGACUUUGAAAUGUGACGGACUGUUUGCUGAGGCCACGGUCAACAAUGUAUGUUUUCACCCAAACAGAUGAAGUGCUUAGACAGUCAUCAGUGUAUUUAAUUUUUGUAUUAAUACAGAAGUUAUUUUCUUGACAGAGUAAAGAUAAUGUAGAACAUAUACUUUUUUGUAUUAUUGCUGAAAUGUGUUUAAGGGCAACAUUUUAGUGCAUUUAAUCAAGGUGCAAACGAUUCAAUAUUUAUGUUUGUCUGAAAUAUUAUUUCAUUUAUACUUUUCGUUUUCUUUCCUUCAGUUGGAUUGUGAAGUUUUCCUAAAGUAUAUUGGCUACGUGCUGGCAUCAAAGAAUAUCAGUUUACAUACAGUAUAUAUACUGACAUGUAAGAAAAAAAGAAAAUCACACCAAAGGACAUUCUAAAUGUUUUCUUGUUGCUUUAACACUGAACAAUUUAAGUGAAUAAAACUUUAA